Molecule: messenger RNA, 1695 nt
Organism: Acanthopagrus latus (yellowfin seabream)
Lineage: Eukaryota; Metazoa; Chordata; Actinopteri; Spariformes; Sparidae
Product: free fatty acid receptor 2-like
Exons: 2
Coding region: 143-1048 (301 amino acids)
Biological process (GO): cellular response to fatty acid; G protein-coupled receptor signaling pathway
Cellular component (GO): plasma membrane
Molecular function (GO): G protein-coupled receptor activity
Source: RefSeq, a predicted model, not a curated record
AUUACAUUUUAUAUCAGCUCAUCUUUGAACUUAUGAGUUAUGUAUUGGUUGUGUUUGAUGAAAGGUGCAGCAAGGACAGCAACACCGAGCUUCAGUUUUUUUUUUGUGAAAUCCAUUCCCACCAGCUUCCAAGUUUAGAAUCAUGAUGGAGACCGAGGUCUGGAGUCAGGUUCUUCUCUCAGUUUACAUCAUUUCCUUCCUGAUAGGCCUGCCAGCCAACCUCCUGGCUCUCUAUGCCUUCAGUGUUAAGAUCCACUCCAAGCCACUUCCAGCAGACAUCCUUCUGCUCAACCUGACCGUCUCUGACCUCCUCUUUUUGAUCAUCCUUCCUCUUAAGAUGCACGAGGCAGCUUCAGGCAUGAAAUGGAACCUGCCUGACUUCAUGUGCUCCAUCACCUCCUUCACCUUCUUCUCCACAAUCUACACCAGCUCCUUGCUACUGAUGGCAGUCAGCGUGGUUCGCUAUGUUGGGGUUGCUUACCCUUUAGUCUAUCAUCAGCUGCAGAAACCUGUGUACGCUUUAGUUACCAGUGCUGUUAUUUGGGUGAUCUCAGCAGCACACUGCAGCAUUACUUUCAUCACCACACACCAUCCAGACCUGGCCCAAAAAAAUUCCACUAUGUGCUAUGAGAACUUCACAGAUAAGCAGUUGAAGGUCCUCCUCCCAGUCCGUUUGGAGUUUUUCAUUGUGCUCUGCCUUAUACCUCUUAUGAUUUGUGUUUACUGCUACCUGCGCUGCAUCUUGAUCUUGUACAGCCGCCCCAGGAUCUCCCCAAAUCAGAAGCAGAAGGCCAUUGGAAUGGCCUUGGGGACUCUAGCUGUUUUUCUCAUUUGCGUGCUGCCGUACAACCUCUCACAUUUGGUGGGUUUCUUCCAGGGUGAGAGCCCAAAAUGGAGGUACUACACCUUGCUGCUAAGCACCUUCAACACCUGCAUCGAUCCCAUCAUCUUCUACUUUUCCUCCUCCUCGUUCCACUGCAACAGUGAAAAGUCAAUUUUCAGGAAACGUGCUCCAGGAGUACAACAGCGAGCCGCGAGUUCUGCCUAAUACCCAAAACACACAUAAAUAUACCCAGCUUCAAUGUCACUGAUGCACUGUCUGCUCAGGACAUAAUAUCAGAAUGUGCAAUGCCCUCCCCACUGCUUUAACAGUGCAGUUAUGUAAAAUAAUGUCUCACAUGUAUGUUUUAGCGACCACCGUAUAACAGAACAUCUUGUUAAGGGUUAUCUGUUCAUAUUAAAGUGGACCGGGCUGCUUUCCUUUCGAGAGUGUUAUGGAUGAUUUCAUGAUAAAACCACAGGACAUUUUUGGUGCAUGUGCAAAACAGAAAUAUUUUUGAAUGAUGAUUUGUUUAUUGUAUGCACAUCUGAGGGAAGGGAUAUCCUUUACACCCAUGUGACAUCAUUUCUUGUUGUUUUUUUUGUUGUUUUUUUUUACAUGGGCCAGUGACUCUUCUGCACUCAUGCAUUCUGUAGGCACACAUGUGGAAUAUACCUGCAAGACAAAACACAAGUCAGCACUCAGGACUGUAUAAAGUGCUUUCAAUUACCUUUCUGUAAUAUACAGACAUGCAAGCAAAAGAUAAAGGGCAAUAAGACUAUUGUAAAUUAAAUUUGGCAAGACAUAUUGCUUGAGGUUAUCUGUUGUAUAUAGAAAUCUUACUCUUGAUUGAAAAAGUGUAAAUAAAGCUUAAU